GUUCAGUCACGUGGCCCGCCACCGGGGGGCGGAGUCGUAUAUCAGCGCUGGGCGGGCAGCGCUUCGGCCGCAUUCUCUGUCUUCGCCGUCGGAAGCAGACGGCUGAGCCUGGCCAUCAUGUCUUCUGAAGAAGGAAAACUCUUUGUUGGGGGCCUGAAUUUUGACACAGAUGAGCAGGGAUUGGAGCAGCACUUCAGUUCCUUCGGCCCCAUUUCUGAGGUGGUUGUGAUUAAGGACAAAGAGACCCAGAGAUCCAGGGGCUUUGGCUUCAUCACCUUUGCCAACCCUGAGCAUGCGUCGGCUGCCAUGAGGGCCAUGAAUGGAGAGUCUGUAGAUGGACGCCAGAUCAGAGUGGACCAUGCAGGGAAGUCGUCUCGGGGCACCCGGGGGGGCAUGUUCGGAGGCCGAGGGCGAGGUCGAGGCUACUCCAGAGGUGGUGGUGACCGAGGCUACGGUGGUCGUUACGACAACCGCAGUGGAGGCUAUGGUGGAUCCCGAGACUAUGGUGGCAGGAACCAGGGCGGCUACAAUGACCGCUACUCAGGCUCCUACAGGGACAACUAUGACAACUGAGCUCCCCCAUCCUUCCUGAGCCGACAUCGUUCUGCCACUGGCCGUGUUUUGUGGAGCUGCGCUGAGUCCAGUCCCCCCUUCCCAUUUGCCCCCUGACAGCCUCGGCCCUGAGACGAGCCCCAGCCGCACCGCCUGCAGCUGCCUGCCCGUCUCCGAGUUGGUUGAAAUGCUGCCUUUUUUAUUUUUGCGUCCUCUUUAACUUGUUUUGUUUUGGUUGGUUUUUUGUUUGUUUUUUUGUUGUUGUUGUUGUUGGUUCACUGGGGGUUUGCCCUGACUAUCAGUCUGUAUCAUCCCAUCCCACCCCACCACCACCAUGCCUCUGGCUCGGGUGCCCAUCCUGUUCCCCUGGGAAGUCUCUAGCCAUGGGGCACAGCUCUGUGGUCUUUCCCCUUAACCCUACCCCCAUCUUUUUGUGGGGGUGAGGGUUUUUUGUUUUGGGUUGUUUUGUUUUUGUUUUGUUUUUCUACUGCCUGAAUCCUGUACUUGGAGCUGCCUGUACUCCAGUGAGAUCUUACUAUUUUUUUUUCCUCUUCUUUUUCUUUUUGGUUUUUUUUUUGUUUGUUUUUUUUUUGUUUUGUUUUGGUUUUUUUUGGCUUCACGAAGCCUCAUUAAAAGACAGUCUGAAACGAA
Molecule: messenger RNA, 1203 nt
Organism: Alligator mississippiensis (American alligator)
Lineage: Eukaryota; Metazoa; Chordata; Crocodylia; Alligatoridae
Gene: RBM3
Product: RNA binding motif protein 3
Exons: 7
Coding region: 118-573 (151 amino acids)
Biological process (GO): regulation of translation; positive regulation of mRNA splicing, via spliceosome
Cellular component (GO): spliceosomal complex
Molecular function (GO): ribosomal large subunit binding; RNA binding
Source: RefSeq, a predicted model, not a curated record